GACGUGACGUCAGCAGUCGGGUUGCUCCCGCCAGAGGGGCGUCAUUCCAACAGCAGCCACGCGGCGGCGCCUCGAGGCAACGACUUUGAAUCUCGCUGGGAAUAAUUCAGGAGAGUUAAGAGUCACGACCAGUAAAAAGCACUAAACCGGCGCGUACUGGAACUGAAGAGGUGAGAUGGAGAGACGACGUAUUUAAUAAAAUGGUCGAGGCCAAAGGUCACCAACCGAUUGGAUUACCGGCAGCCGGCGCGAGGAAGGCGGGCAGGCUCGCGGGCGAGGAGCGCGCGCUGCACAGCCGGUUCCUGUCCUUCAUCUACUACCAGGCGAUCCGGGACCUGCGGCCCGUGUGGAAGCUGGAGGACAUGAGGACCAUGGAGACCUUCUACUGGGACAGACAGCACCGCAGGAGGACGUACAGCCCGUCGGAGGCACUGCUGUACGCCGUGGUGCACGACCACCGCGCCUACGUCCAGUACCUGCUGGCCCACUACCUGGAGGAGGCGCUGUCGGUGCCGAGCCGCUCCGUUUGCAGCGACGCCGCCCAGGUGCCCCACUUGGCCAUGGCUGUGCGCUACGGCAGGAAGGAGAUCCUGGAGAUCCUGCUGAGGGCCGUGCGCAAGGUGCCGGUGCUACGCUCUUGUCUUCGGGGCGGGGGGCACUUUAGCCUCGAGGACGGUCGGACCCCGCUGCACCUGGCCUGCGAGCUCCUCCACCUGGACAUGAUCGCUCUGCUGCUGGGCAGCGGUGCCUCGCCGUACGUCCAGGACCGCGACGGCGUGACGCCCGUGGACCUCUUGCUGAGGAAGCUGAGGGAUGCCCACGGCAAGGCCGGCCCAGGGCUCGGCGCCGCUGCCGACAGGAGGCUCUGCCUCCACAACCUGCUGCUGUUCUCUCCGCGGAUCCGUGCCGAGACGAGGGACGCCCUGGAGGAGGAGCCCGCCGCCUGGACCGAGGUUCUGGGGCGCGACACCUUCGGCUUCCUGGUGGGCCGGACGCCGGCAUCGCUGCUUUUCAUCACUAUGCAAAGAGUCCUGGAGCUGCUGCCCGGCGAGGAGCUCCAACAGAGCCUGCAGGCCCUGUCCAUCCCCUCGUCCCUGAAGACGCUGCCCUUCCUGCACCCCGUCCUCGCCACGGACCACCGCUAGGGCUCAGCAGGCAUCAGUGGGGUUCGAACCGUGACCCUCUCAUCCUGUGUUUGUCUCCAGGAGUGCAUGUGGGAGGACUGUCCUUCCAAGCAUGGUAAAAUAAAAUGUUACCCUAACAGGUACCCUGGCAUAGGGACCUCUGUAUGCAAAUGAUACUAAUCCUGCAGCUGUCUUUAAUUCUAUUUAAACUGCUUGUCUCAGCAAGCUCUAGUAAUGUUUAAACAUAGAGAUUUUAACAAGUUUUAACAGAUUUUAUCUUGUAUAUAUUUUAUAAGCUGGAAAAAGGGCAGAUUUUGUUUAACAAUCUUCUUCCAUUAUAAACAAAAAAAAAAAAAAGGAAAAAAUGCUGCUGGACUGUUUUGCUCAUGUGUGGCACUUGGAAUCUAUGAUUUAUGCAUAUUAAAAUAAAAAGUACAGCCUU
Scleropages formosus (Asian bonytongue) is the source of this 1566-nucleotide messenger RNA. Its product is annotated as ankyrin repeat domain-containing protein 9. NCBI's taxonomy places the organism in Eukaryota, Metazoa, Chordata, Actinopteri, Osteoglossiformes, Osteoglossidae. The coding region runs from base 201 to 1145 and encodes 314 amino acids. The transcript is spliced from 3 exons. The record is from RefSeq and is a predicted model, not a curated record. Gene Ontology annotation, molecular function: protein binding.